GGGCUCCCCCCCCGCGCACUCGCAGCGGCGGCGUGGCUCCCGGCGCGCCAGCCCCGGGGGGAGGGGCGCGCCUGCGGACCGCCCGUCCAGCCAUGGUGGUGCUGAAGCGGCGCUACCUCCUCUUCGAGGUCAUCUUCGACCGGGCGCCGCGGGCCGGUUCCGUCAGCGAGGAGGAGCUGGCGCAGGCCGCACGGAGCGCGCUGGCAGCUGACUGGGGCGCCGCCGGCGAGGCCAGGGCGCAGCUGCGGCUGCUGUGGUGGAGAGCCCCUCGGUGCACCUGGGCAUCUUCCGCUGCUCGCGGGGCUGCGAAGAGCAGCUCGGCGUCUCGCUGGCGCUGGUGCGAGACGUCGGCGCGCGGCCCGCGCAGCUCCGCGUGCACCGCGCGGGCGGCACGCUGCGGGCGGUGCAGGCCGCCGGCGGGGAGCUGCUGCGGCGGUGGCAGCGGCGCGCCGAGGGACGGGCUGGGACGCCGGAGGAGUCG
Prorocentrum cordatum is the source of this 481-nucleotide messenger RNA. The record is from the annotation of a GenBank genome assembly. Lineage: Eukaryota; Dinophyceae; Prorocentrales; Prorocentraceae.